AUGGACGCCCGUCACCGUGAAGAAACUAGGGUACGACGUCGAAGGGCCCUUGCCUGUGUCGAGUGCCGGAAACGAAAGCUGCGGUGUGACCACAAUCGCCCUUGCAGCAAAUGUCAACGGGCGAAGAAUAGGACAUGUGUCUAUCCCGCCAAUGCUCCUCUUGCCAGUCCGGAAAACCAUAUCAACGACCGACAGGGUAGUCCGUCAAACAUCCAACAGCGCCAGUCCGACCCGGAACAUGGAGUGUUAGCCCAAACACCAAAGCCCGCGGACCAAGACCGGGUCUUCGCCAGCAGCACCGAUGGAACAUGGCACUCGUCUUCAUUCGGAAGCGUCUUGAUCAGUCAGAUCUCGACUCCGGGGACUGUUUUCCCUCUCGCGGUGACUGAGGCUUCUACGCGCCGACCAGCAAUAGAGCCACUCUAUCCAGCCGAGAAGUCACCUACUAUCGGCUCACUCAUCGAGCUUACAUCUUUACCGACUGUAAUGAUUGUUAAAUCACGAUACAUUUCACCAAGUCACUGGCUGUACUCAGUGAUGCUAAUGUUGCCUGCGCUGAAAUGGCUGGACAAGGAAAUGGUCAAGCAGGUAGAGUGUUGGCAGGGCCUCAUACAUUGUAAAAGCCUGGGAGAAUGCCUCAGAACACGGAGAAUACUCGCAAACUCUCCCGGGCAAUAUGGCUCUUACAUACUCGAUCACGCCGUGUCAGCCGCGUUGCUUCAGAAUUACCUCCGAAGCUUUGAGCAGAUCUACCGCAUUAAUCAUGCGCCGAAGCUGCAGAAAGAGCUCGAGACAUUUCUUCAAGAUCGCGCUUCGGUCAACCACGAAUGCAUUGUAAGACUUCAGCUUUGCUUUGCACUUGGAGCUCUAACAUACGAUGAUCUAUUCUCUCUUCGACCGCACGCUCUUCAAUGGAUCUACGAGGCCCAAUCUUGGCUUGCCAACGCUGAGAACUCACAGCCAAGUAUCUCGGGCAUUCAAAUCAUGUGUCUCUUGCAGCUGGCUCAGCAGACAACAGAGUCACUCUAUGGGGAUCGGAUCUCAGCUCUCUCAGGCAACCUUCUUCGGUCUGCGAUGUGCAUCGGGUUGCACCGAGAUCCGAUUGGGCUGCCGCGAAUGUUGCCUUUCCAGGUCGAGAUUCGACGCCGUCUCUGGACUACUGUGUUAGAGCUGGUUCUAGAAGCAAGCAUAGAGUCUGGCCAGCCGGUUCUCAUCUCAUCCGAGGACUUUGACUGUAGCUUACCCUCAAAUCUGAACGACGACCAGCUGCACUGCGAGUCUACAGUCCGUCCCAUUCCGAAGGACCCCAGUCUUCACACCGAUAGUUCCCUACAAAUUGCUCUCGGUCAGUCCUUGACGUUGAGACUGACAAUUGCUAAAUUGUGGAACAAGGUGAAGCAGGAGGCGAACUACGCCACAAUCCUACAGCUUAGUCCGCAGCUUACUGCCACCCGCCAGAUUUUAACAACUACGCUCAAGAACUUGAGCAAGAAUACUUCGCUAUUGACUUGUCAUAUGUGCGAGAUGGUACUUGUGCGAUACGUCUUUACGCUGCAUUUACCUUACAUGCUUCUACCCGAUUCUGUCUUUUCCCACUCACGACGCGAGUGCAUAGAUGCCGCGCUGCAUCUGACAUACAGUACUCUGCCAGUAUCCGAUACGAACGAGCCACUCUCGGAGCUUCUACAGCAAGCAAAUAACGAAGAUUACUGUCCCGAAUUUGGCCGAUUGAUAGUCUGCGGCUCGGGAUCCUUGCGGUCGGCACAGCAUAUUGCUAUCAGUGUGAUCGCGGCAGAUCUCAACACCAUGAUAUCAGAAAGAGGCAAAAUAGCGACAGGGUCGGCUCUAAGGGUCGCGGAAGAGCGUUGGCUACUGAAGGCUGGUGUUGCAUGGGCGAGACAGAGAAUCGAGGCAGGGCAAGAGAAUGUGAAAGAUUAUGUAUUUUUUGCGAUCGUGCUUGCCGCAGCAGAGGCUGUCUUGAAAGGCAAACCAGUCGAAGAAGAGAUGACAGAGCGAUGCAAGGAGGCAAUCGCGGACGCGAAGACGUUGCUAUCGGAUAUGACUGGGGGAACAACGAUUGGGCCCACUAGCGCUGUUCAAUAUGCAGAGAGUGAGAAUUAUUUGGAGGAUAUCGGAGCUUUCUGGGCAAGUGACUUCCCGUCCCUUGACUGGGGUGGAUUCAUGCCAAUGCCACACAGCUAA
Messenger RNA from Colletotrichum scovillei, 2202 nucleotides. RefSeq names its product C6 zinc finger domain-containing protein. The transcript has 2 exons. Bases 1 to 2202 code for a protein of 733 amino acids. Gene Ontology annotation, cellular component: nucleus. NCBI's taxonomy places the organism in Eukaryota, Fungi, Ascomycota, Sordariomycetes, Glomerellales, Glomerellaceae. The record is from RefSeq and is a predicted model, not a curated record. Gene Ontology annotation, molecular function: RNA polymerase II cis-regulatory region sequence-specific DNA binding; zinc ion binding; DNA-binding transcription activator activity, RNA polymerase II-specific. Gene Ontology annotation, biological process: DNA-templated transcription; regulation of transcription by RNA polymerase II.